ACACACACACACACACACACACACACACACAUACACGGCCGGCACUGCCAGACGGGGCGGGUUCCAGUAGCGGGGGGGAGGAGACGCGGAAGUGCGGGGCCUGCGAGCGACAGACGCCAUGGCGGACCACUGCAGGCGACUGGACAUGGACAGAGAGUUCCUGUCGAGGGAGGGUGCUCUCAGUGAGAGACUGAUGGACAGAAUCGUUCUUCACCUCUUCAGGAUCUACCCGCAAAUACUGAACAAUUCUGAAGCUGAAGCGUUCCGCAGCCUCAAUGCUCCUGUACACAUUCGCAUCUCUGACCUCCUUCAGCACCUGCAGAGUCAGAGUAAUAAAGCUUGCAAGGAAUUUUAUAAUGCUUUGGAGUUAAAUGAUCCUCAGAUUUACAAACAGCUUCCAAGCAAACAUCCAGGUGAAACAACAAGGUCAGUAGCAACCAACAUGGAUAUCUACCACAGGGAGAGAUACAUACUCAAUAAUAGGGGUCCGGUCUUUUUUCUGGCGUGCUUUAGUGUUGCAGCGGGAUUAGCUAUCGUGCUUUAUUAUUGUAAGGAAGAAACCAAAUUUGAAAGUGUUGCAAAGAAAAUAGUGGGAUUCUCUUCUCUGGGAUUUGGCCGAAGAGCCAGAAGAUUCAUCCUUGCGUACCUGGAAGCACGGUCGUAAAGGAACAUGUGGGAUGUAGAAGCUGCCGCCACUCUGCAGGGAAGUUCUUCCAUUGAUACCAAAGACACAACGUUUCAUUUACACAAAGUAUAUGCACUUGUCAUGUUUAUACUGGGGCCCAAAGAUCAUAGAGUGGAGCUUUGUGGCCAGUACCCCAGAAACCCUCUAAAGGCAACGAGAUACAAUAAGCGAUGUUAAUGCAUUUGGCCCGCACACGUUGAACAGACACAAAGUUAUAAUUUUACUUAAAAUACUGUAAGCU
Leucoraja erinaceus (little skate) is the source of this 926-nucleotide messenger RNA. RefSeq names its product caspase recruitment domain family, member 19 (gene card19). The coding region runs from base 119 to 664 and encodes 181 amino acids. The record is from RefSeq and is a predicted model, not a curated record. The transcript has 6 exons. Gene Ontology annotation, biological process: regulation of apoptotic process. Gene Ontology annotation, cellular component: mitochondrion. NCBI's taxonomy places the organism in Eukaryota, Metazoa, Chordata, Chondrichthyes, Rajiformes, Rajidae.